Chlamydomonas reinhardtii is the source of this 2458-nucleotide messenger RNA. RefSeq lists its product as uncharacterized. The coding region runs from base 152 to 1549 and encodes 465 amino acids. Lineage: Eukaryota; Viridiplantae; Chlorophyta; Chlorophyceae; Chlamydomonadales; Chlamydomonadaceae. Gene Ontology annotation, biological process: 7-methylguanosine mRNA capping. Gene Ontology annotation, molecular function: mRNA 5'-cap (guanine-N7-)-methyltransferase activity. The record is from RefSeq and is a predicted model, not a curated record. The transcript is spliced from 11 exons. Gene Ontology annotation, cellular component: nucleus.
CACCAAAGGUCUUAGUAAAUUUACAAUGAACAUUUAUUCCGUCGGUCGUUUGAGGCCCCUCUCCCACUGAAUUUCCUGUCACCUUGGCGUGCUUGGCGCGCUCGGGACGACCCGACUAGGGUGCCUGGCCAGUCGGCGCUAGCCCAGUAGAAUGGCGGACCACGGCGGGGGCACCUGGGAGCAGCAGCGGCAGCACUACAACAGUCAUGUAACCAACCUGUCCACCCAAGAGGCGUUGCAAGCCCGCAGCGAGGGCCCUGCACAGGCCCUCAAACACUUCCACAACCACGUCAAGCGACAACUCAUUCUCCGGUUUGCGUACAAGCAGGAGCGGCUGCUGGACAUGUGCUGCGGCCGCGGCGGCGACCUGCACAAGUGGAAGGAGGCGCAGAUCAAGUACGUGAAGGGUCUCGACAUCUCUGAGCGCGAGGUGGAGGAGGCGCAGCGGCGGUACGCCGAGAUGGAGGCCAGGCGGAAAGGCCCGCCCAUGCAUUGCGAGUUCGCGGCGGUGGACUGGCUGGGGUCGCGGCCGUACGAGGACGGUGGCGGCGCCGCCGGCGGCCCGGCCACUGGCGGCUACGGUGUGGUGGCGUGCAUGUUCGCGCUACACUACUUCUUUGUGAGCGAGGCCAGCCUGAGGUGCUUCCUGGGCAAUGCGGCGGCGCAGCUGAGGAACGGCGGCUUCUUCCUGGGCACGCUCCCCAGCGGCGCCCGAGUGCAGGAGCUGCUGGGUGGGCGGUCGGAGCUGCGGCUGCCCAUGCUGCGACUCAAGAAGAGAUGGGCGGACGGCCCCGGCGGCCGCCCCGCCAGCCCCUACGGCGCCGGCUACAUCUGCGACAUCGCCGACACCGUGACCGCCAGCAAGGAGGGCGCCACGGAGGGCAGCCUGGAGUACCUGGUGGACCUGCAGGUGCUUCAGCAGGUGGCGGCGGAGGUGGGGCUGUUCCCGGUGACGGACUACCAUGACGCAGUGGUCAUGGCCAACUUCGAGCAGGAGGACGUGGACGCGCCCUUCAAGCGCUUCAAGCCCUUCUUCCUGGACUCGCCGCAACUGGAUGCGCCGCCGGGCAGGCCGCCGCCACCGCCGCCCAGCAGCCUGGAGAUGGCCAGCUCCCUGUUCGUGGCGUUUGUGUUUCAGAAGACCUCGGGCCCCGAGGCCGUCACUGUGCCCAUGGCGCCUGAGUGCUCCUUCAUGCAGCCGCCGGCGGCGGGGCGGCGGAGAGGCGGCGGAGGAGGCGGCGGCGGCCCACGCGACGACGGUUGGGGCGGCGGCGGCGGCGGCGGGCACGGCGGUCCCAUGGGUCAUGACCCUGGGAUGAUGGGCAUGGGGCCAAUGGGCGGCGGGGGGCACGGGGGAGGGUACGGGGGAGGUGGCGGGUACGGGGACGCGGGCAUGGGCGGGCACCCGGGGUACGGCGGCGGCGGCGGCGGGGGAGGGUACGGGGGAGGCGGCGGGGGAGGCGCGUACGGCGGGGGUGGGGGAGGGUACGGGGGAGGCGGCGGCGGCUACGGAGGAGGCGGCGGGCCGCCCAAGCGGCAGCGGCACUGAUGCGAGGCGGCGGCGGCGGCGGCGGCGUGAUGGCCGGCCAGACGCGGGUUGGGGCGGUGUGUGCGGUGUGUGUGGUUGCGCUGGGUAAAAUUUUGCGUGUGGCGUGUGGCGGCUGGACAUGCGGCUGUUUGGUACCGGUACCAGUAUUUCUUGUGCUGGUUGCGGUCUUGCAGGUGCUAAGGAGUGCGUGUGCGCUGCACGUUGUGUGUAUGUCUUGCAACCGGCUGUAGCUGUGCCGCGAGGGCGACGGCAAGAGCGACCAGGGGCAGGUGCUUGGGCGCCUUGCCACAUGAGCGGCUGCGACGGCACAACCUGACCACCGGUGGUCGGGUUGUGGGUCAGGUCGUGGCAACAUGAGUUGGACUGCGGACCGCAUAUCGCCGACUGAGUUUGUGAGCAUGCACGGCUCAAGCCGCUCCGUUACAACAGUGCAUCAGUGCGCACACCGCGCACGUGAUGGAACAUGGCAAGGGGCAGGAAAGCGUAGUCCCGAUGUGCGCACACCGCGCAGCUACAAGCCUGUGUGCGUAGGCAGUGCAUCAUGGCUGUAAACUCAGAACUAUCUUCAUGAGCGUCCGGUUGUUGGGAUGGGGUUAGCGUCCCUAUUGCGGCAGUCUGUCACUACCAAAGCUGCACAGCUUGGCCUCCACGAGCACACACAGAAAAAGUACAUGCUCAAUAGGAAGUCGCGGUAAAGGAAUGGACACAAUGUACGCAACACACUCGUCGGUAAUCGUACGUAAUCAAGCACCAGCCAACACCAGGCACUCCCGCACUCCCGUGGCCAGAGCCGGCGCAGCCGAGAAGUGGGACUCCUGCUUCCAGGCAGCGCCGGCGGCCUGUGCCGGGGGGAAGAGAGGAAGCGGGCAGGCGGGGUAGUGGCGUGGGAGGGUUGCCAAUCGUUGUGAU